CUGGACUGGAGAACUCUGAACUCUGAAGCAAAGGGAACCCAGGUCGUCAGCGCCGCCGCCAUCCCCAGGUCCUCAGCGCCGCCGCUUCUUCCUCCUCCCCGUGUCCUGAACCCAGUUGCUCGGCUUGUCCUCUUCAUCUUCGCUGGCUUCUCGGCAUGGAACCCAGAACCUGCAGAUUUGAAGCACAGAACCAGGUCGCGAGGAUAUGGACUAGCAGAAGCAAAGCAGCGACUUGAAGCCGCAAGGAGAAGAGGCGAAAUUCGGGUCGGAUCUUCGGGUUGGACGCGUACGGUUCGGAUAAAAUCAGUUCAGUUCUAUUCCACUCAUACAUUCCAAAACACCCUGGGAGGAAUUGAAUUGAAUAUCAUCAAGGGAAAUGAGGAUAGUUGGGUUGACCGGCGGAAUCGCAUCUGGGAAGAGCACCGUUUCCAAUCUCUUCAAGUCCCAUGGGGUUCCUGUUGUUGACGCUGAUGUCGUCGCUCGUGAUGCUUUGAAGAAAGGUAGCGGUGGAUGGAAAAAAGUUGUUGCAGCUUUUGGGGAGGAAAUCCUCCUUGAAAAUGGAGAAGUCAAUAGACCCAUGCUUGGCCAGAUUGUUUUCUCCGAUCCUGAUAAGCGCCAAUUUCUCAAUCGAUUACUGGCUCCCCAUAUAUCUUCUGGAAUCUUUUGGGAAGUGGUGAAGCUUUGGCUUAAGGGGUAUAAGGUUAUUGUUCUUGAUGUCCCAUUGUUGUUUGAGGCUAAGAUGGACAAGUUCACAAAGCCAAUUAUAGUUGUGUGGGUUGAUCCUGAAACACAGAUAAAGAGACUCAUGGGGAGAGACAAAUCAAGUGAGGAGGAUGCUGGGAACAGGAUCAAUGCUCAAAUGCCACUUGAUGUGAAGAGGAAUAAAGCAGAUAUAGUGAUAGAUAACACUGGAUCACUUGAUGGCUUGAAUGAACAGUUUCAGAAGGUUCUGAUUGAAGUGUCAAAACCCUUGACAUGGACUCAGUUUUGGCUUUCAAGGAAUGGAGCCUUGAUCAUACUUGCUUCACUCACUUCGGGUGUUGUUUUGUGUAUAAAAGCACUUUCAUAGUCACUUGUGUUCUUCGGAAGGUUAAAUUUGAAUUUGUUAUUUUUAGCAUUUUAAAAGAUGAAUUUGUGUUUUAAUUCAUAAUUAUGAUGAGGUUGACCAGUGUUUUAACAUUGAUAUUAAUGAGAAGGUAGAUCUUGGAUGUGAAAUAUGAAAAAUUCGUAAUUGAAGCCACUGUUACCUUUUGCUAAAGCCUGCCUGAACCACUAGCUUACAGAAAGUGGAAGAUAACUACGUUUCCAUUAAGAUAUCAUCGUGUGUUGAUAUAGAUGUUUUUGUUCUCAUGUUUAAUUUUAUGGCUAUACUAAACUAUUUUGCCAAAAGACUGCAUAUCCCCUAAUAUUAUAUUUCAAA
This is a messenger RNA of Arachis stenosperma, 1420 nucleotides long. Its product is annotated as dephospho-CoA kinase. The transcript has 4 exons. The record is from RefSeq and is a predicted model, not a curated record. Gene Ontology annotation, biological process: coenzyme A biosynthetic process. Bases 377 to 1069 code for a protein of 230 amino acids. Gene Ontology annotation, molecular function: dephospho-CoA kinase activity; ATP binding. NCBI's taxonomy places the organism in Eukaryota, Viridiplantae, Streptophyta, Magnoliopsida, Fabales, Fabaceae.